Magallana angulata is the source of this 4940-nucleotide messenger RNA. RefSeq lists its product as uncharacterized. Bases 2440 to 4443 code for a protein of 667 amino acids. NCBI's taxonomy places the organism in Eukaryota, Metazoa, Mollusca, Bivalvia, Ostreida, Ostreidae. The transcript has a single exon. The record is from RefSeq and is a predicted model, not a curated record.
UCAUACAAUACUAUAUAAUAGGAAUCAUGUUAUAUCAUUUAUCAACAAACACAUCUAUCUAUCGAUCUGGUUUGAGUGAGGUAGGAGAUUUCUUUAGCAUCCUUGAUAAUGGAGAUCAGGCUCUGCAUCUGAAGCAACCUCUGCGUUUAAUUUAUAAUAAAGUUAAAUCAACUAUGCAAGCUUUCAUCUAUAAAACAUGUGACCUGUUCCAAAAAACUAAACCUCAUCCAGCAUCCGAAACCUAUGACUCAGAUUCAGCAUUCAAGCCCAUCAGGUGCAUUGGUAUCAUAAGACGCAUCAUCCAUGCAAGUUUGGUGAAGUUUGGACCAGUAAUAACUAAGAUAACUUCAUCAGAGGGCACUAGCAAUUAAAACCUUUACUUCCUCCAGCAUCCGCAACCUAUGGCUCAGAUUCAGCAUCCAUGCCUGUCAGGUGCAUCUGUAUCAUAAAACACACUAUCCAUUCAAGUUUGGUGAGGUUAGGACCUGUAAUAACUGAGAUUAAUUUUUUAGCAUCCUUGAUAAUGGAGAUCAAGCUCUGCAUCUGAAGCUACCUCUGCGAUUCAUUCAUAUUACAGUUAAAUCAACUAUGCAAGUUUGAAAUAGUACUAUCAUCUAUUAAACAUGUGACCUGUUCCAAAAAACUUAACUUUAUCCAGCAUCCGAAACCUAUGGCUCACACUCAGCAUUCAAGCCUGUCAGGUGCAUCACCAUCAAAAGACACACCAUCCAUGGAAGUCUGGUGAAGUAAGGACAAGUAAUAACUAAGAUAUCAUCAUCAGAGGGCACCUGUUUCAAAAACUUUAUUUAACCAGCUCUUAAAACCUUAACCUCCUCCAGCAUCCAAAUCCUAUUGCUCAGAUUCAGCAUUCAAGCUUAUCAGGUGCAUCAGUAUCAUAAGAUGCACCAUCCAUACAAGUUUGGUGAAGUAAGGACCAGUAGUAACUAAGAUAUAAUCAUCAGAGGGCACCGGCAACAAAAACUUUAACCAGCUCUAAAAACCUUAACCUCUUCCAGCAUCCGAAACCUAUUGCUCAUAUUCAGCAUUCAAGCUUGUCAGUGCAUCAGUAUCAUAAGACGCAUCAUCCAUACAAGUUUGGUUAAGUUAGGACCAGUAGUAACUUAGAUAUUGCUAUCAAUGGGCACCUGCAACAAAAACUUUAACCUGCUCCAAAAACCUUAACCUCCUCCAGCAUCCGAAACCUAUAGCUCAGAUUCAGCACUCAAACCUGUCUGGUGCAUCAGUAUCAUAAGACACACCAUCCAUGCAAGUUUGGUGAAGUACGGACCAGCAGUAACUAAGAUAUUGCUAUCAAAGGGCACCUGCAACAAAAACUUUAACCUGGUCCAACAACCUUAACCUCCUCCAGCAUCUGAAAUUUAGGACCCAGAUUCAGCAUCCAAGUCUUUCAAGUCCAUAAGUAGGUCCAGAUGCAUCAUCCAUGCAAGUUUGGUGAAGACAAGACAAGUAAUAGCUUAGAUACAGGACCUGCAACAAAAACUUUAACCAGGUCCGGACACCGACGCCGACGCCACCGCCGACGCCGACGCCGAGGGUAUAGCAUAAGCUCUCCUUGACUUCGUCUCGGUGAGCUAAAAAUGUCUAAAUUGUGUUGUACAUUGAAUAUCUUUAAACUCUAUAAAUAUACUAUUAAUAUUUACUUUUAAUGGGAGUUUUCCUCCUGGUCAAUUUUACAGAAAAUGGCUGUCACAAUCAUAUCAUACAGAAAAAAAAUUAUAAAGGGUAAACAUCCAAAUUAAUUACAUUCUAAACGAAUAAAACUUAGUUCUUUCCAUGGCAUAAAUUAAUCUUUUUCUGUUGAUAUUAUUUCUUUUUCAGUACAAAUAUUAUGACUGCAUUGAUCAAUCAAUUCAAAAAUUUGCACAGUAAAAAUAACUUAAUUGCCUGUGUGCAAAAAAGUACCUGACUAAAAAUAUUUUCAAUCCGUUUUAAUCGUAAUUUUUUUUUUAAAAAUGUACUUGCUAGCAAAUUUUUUUUCUGUCUGCUUUUUUCCCCAGAAGUUUGUACAAAAAAUAUUCCCAUCUAUGUAAUUAAACUUUAAACCAGGCAAACACACAGUAUUUUAAAGAGUUUAUACUUGAGGACCAUGUUUAUAAAAAUUAUUGAUCUUUAAGAUAUAAGACUUAAGAGGAAAAUGACACAAAAUGAAAGUACACCCCCCCCCUCCAAAAAAAACCCCAGCACUUAAAAAAAGAAAAAAAUAUUUCCACAGUUGUUUGACUUCCUUAUAAUUAAUAUGGAGUCCUUUCCUCACGAAACGUAAGUACAUCAUACAUUCAUCAGUAUCCUCUUUUUAUUAUUAUAUAAACUAUAAUAAUGUUUUCAAUUUUGUUAAUGGAAUAAUUGAUUAAGAAUAAAAAUGAUAGAAGUAUAUAUUUCAAAAAAUAACAAUAAUAUAGAUAUGAGGGACUCCAGAACAUGUCAGAGUCCGUGUUUGUGGGACUGUGUGAGAUAGUGGGGACCACAAAACAGGUGGCUAUCAGGAGGGAGACAGAGGACAUCAGGGAGAUGGUGGAGAGACAAGUGGCACCUAAUGAUGGGAUCAUAAGGAUUAUGAGUGGAAGUAGGAGAGAAGGGUUCAGACUGGUGGGAUCAGAUCUGGACACUAUGUACUGGACAAACGACCACCGAGUGAUCAUGGAAAUGUCUCAGUCUGAGUAUUACAACACAGCCAAUACAACCUUGAUUCUCUCUGACAGUUCUGAGAGUCCACCAGGAUUCACUUUACUUCAGUUACUGACACCAUCAAGAUAUAGAGAAGUCCAAUUAUCAUGUGUCAGAAUGAAUGCCAGAGUCUAUAUAUCUAGUUCUAUAUGGAGACAGUUAACUUGUUCUUUGGUAUUUCCUAAUUCUACUGUCCAUGGACCCUGUGGUAGUGGUGUACUAGGAGGAGAAGAAUAUGACCAUGCCUGGUGUUUUGUUUGUGACUUUUGGCCUCCGUCUGCCUCCUCAUGGAUAGAUAGAUGUCACUCAUGGCCUGAUCCUGAAGUUGUUCAUGAUAUUGUCAGAAAUGGGUGUCAUUUUGUAGCAAUAGGACACCCAUUAGGACCAAAUGAAAACGUAGCGUGGAGAAUUUCUUUUUCUGUGGCAGAAUAUAAACUUGUGUAUUCAAUGAACCACAGUCAAUUUUUAACAUAUGGGUUGUUAAAACUUUUCCUAAAGGAAGUCAUAAAUCAUCAGUUAGAAGAAACCAAUAAACUGUUGUGUUCCUAUCACAUGAAGACAACAGUUUUCUGGGCCAUUCAACAAAACACACUACCUCACUGGCGUCCACAAAAUCUCCUGGCCGGUUUCUGGGUCUGCUUUAAACUCCUACUUAAAUGGGUGUCUGAGGGAGUUUGUCCGAACUUUUUCAUCCCACAAAACAACCUGUUUUUGACAAAGGUCUAUGGACCAGCACAAAACAGAUUGUUCCUACAGUUACAUGAACUGUACAAGAAAGGUCUAGCCUGUCUGUUACAGAGUUCCUCUAUCAGGUCCUACAUCAUUAAUGUCCUGUACAAUCCUAGACUUUUUAUUUGUACAGAUGAGAGAUUAAUGAGGAGUGAAGUUGAUUAUGAUGUAGAACUUGUUAAUGAGACCUCUUACAUUGGUGCAAAUUGGACAAAUAGCCCUAACAAAUACAUACACAUAAUAGAACAGUUGGUAGAGUCAUCCCUGACACACUAUCAAGCUCUUACAAUACAGAGACUUACAGGAUUCAUAUUUCAGAGUAUAUCCUUUACAUUACACAACGAAUACAUACACACAGGUGUCAACAAACAGAUGUAUGUUGCAGACAAACUGUCCUGUCACAUGCUGAAAUUAGCAGCCAAGUUUAGUUAUGUAUCGGACAUGUUGUACAUUGCCAUAUAUUAUUACAUGACAUUCAGAUACAGGGAAGCUUUAUCUGUUAUAGAGAUGACAAAGGUCAAGUUAGCACAGCCAUAUCUCAUGUAUAGAAAUGUUGUAGACAGAGAGAGGUAUACUGAGGCUGUAGGGGGACAGUCCUGGUCUACAAAGAUGAGACAGGCUGUAGCAUGGAAUAUCACACUUGACACCAGAAUCUGUUGUAUCAGUGAACUAAUACCAGAACAACAGUCUUCUGUACAGAACAGAGAGCCUAUAUUGAUUAUCCCAGUGUUUGUAAUGUUACACUUCCUAGAGUUCUUGUGUUACAGACACAGUGAUACACCAUUAUCACAAGCAGCUCUAGAUGAUCUACAGGUCCUAGUCCACCAUGAUCAGGGACUGUAUGUACCUGAUAUACUCAGAGACAUCUCCUGGGAGAUCCUGGGGAUCUGUCAACAGAUCACAGGGAACCUCCAGGCUGCUCUAUACUCAUACCAACAAUCACUGAUCACUCAGUCUCCAUACAUCAACAUACAAACUGGUACACAGAGGAGAAUACAUGAUGUGGUUCAGUCUACACCACACCAGUAAAUAAACCAGUAUCUUGAAAUAUUAGACCAAUAUUGAAAAGUCAUCAACAAAAACAACAUUUACACUAACUUUUUAAAUUAGUUCUACCGUAAUAUAUAAGGAAAAAAAAUCAAAUACCUACAAAAUUACGUACACUCCUUACAAAUGCACAUUUUUUGCAUUCAUUCAUAAAUUGUUACAAUAGGAUAGUUUUUUUCUGCCAGGGUUGGAGUUAUCAUGAUAAUUCAUAAUCUUAAUAUCAAAGAUUUGCUAAUUUGUUACUAGAAAUCUCAAAGUGCUCUCCUUGAUUGCAAUUUAGAGAUACAAUAUAUAUUAAAUAAUAAUGCUCUAGGCCUAUAUCUCCUCUCAGCUAAUCAAAUCACCUGGCACAAAUCAAGACCAAUACUGAGUCUAUUAAAUCACCUGACACAAAUCAAGACCAAUACCAAGUCUAUUAAAUCACCUGACACAAAUCAAGACCAAUACCGAUGUCUAUCAAAGCACCUCGUACACCAGAG